AUGUCCACCAAUCGAGUUAGUACUGAACCCAAAAGGUACAGGGUCAGAAUCGAAACAUAUCAAUCAAUUCAGGUAUUCUGCCGCCAGGGCAGACGGUACUCCCGUCGGGUACAAACCGCGCUUCAGUGUUCAUCCUCUCCACCGACUGCUUGCGGCUACCUAGAGUUCAGCGCUCCAGACCCGUCAAAAGGAGUGAACAAAAUUGGAAUUUACGAGUGCGUAGAUAGUAGCAUUUUACAAAGUUCAGAUGAUGAUUUGGAAGAAGAUAAUCAGAAGCUAUUUUCGCAAAUAUGUGGAGCUGUGCCACAAUGUUCACAUUUGAAUCUCGACACUCUCAACCCUGCCUUCGCCAAAUAUCUAAUCGUUCAACAUGGUGUCCAGCUAGAGGAACUGACUUCACGUACAAUUCGCUUUUGCUGUUCUCUUUUUCACCACACACUUCAACGACUAGUCACGUCCGAGAAGGACAAGCUGCCAUCCAUUUCGGCGCCACCCGUGCACUGUCAGUCCGAAAUAUGCGGUGCCGAAGCGGUCGGUUGUCUCCUGCAUUCGACUGGCGCUUCCCAUUCCUCUGAGGGAUAUGAUGAAUACUACGAACGAAAAAAGAAGACCAAGCAUCGGUUAAGCAAACGUCAUAAUGAUGAGUACGAUGAAGGAAUUGACGCAGUCCAGCUUUUCUUCGACUUCGAAGAAAGCACAGAGAGCGAUCCAUCUACGCAUUUUGGUACCACUGCACCAUCUGUAGCCCGUCCAGCGAAAGCCCCCGUACGACCGCCAGAAGUGAAACGACCGUUAGCGAGAGUGCAUAUCGCAUCAGAUAUGAAUCAAACGACAUCCACUCGACCAUCUCUGUCGAAAUACGAGGAACACGAAGAUCUCGACGAAAGUGAGGAAACUCAUUGUGUCUACAGGCAUCUGAACGACGAGUUGUACCGAUACUGCCUCUUGGUACACCAAAAGAAGGACGGAGACAGGUACGAUUUCUGCUGA
Messenger RNA from Ostertagia ostertagi, 990 nucleotides. The record is from the annotation of a GenBank genome assembly. Lineage: Eukaryota; Metazoa; Nematoda; Chromadorea; Rhabditida; Trichostrongylidae.